AUGGAGGAGGACGAGCUGGAGGGUGUGGAGGAGCUGGAGGCCGUGCUGCAGCUGGCCCCGGAGGUGCAGCUGGCCAUAGAGCAGGUGUUUCCCAGCCAAGAUCCACUGGACAGGGCAGACUUCAAUGCUGUGGAGUAUAUUAAUACUCUCUUUCCAACUGAGCAAUCUUUGGCAAACAUUGAUGAAGUUGUGAACAAAAUCAGACUGAAAAUAAGGAGGCUGGAUGACAAUAUUCGAACAGUAGUGAGAGGACAGACAAACGUGGGACAGGAUGGCAGACAGGCUCUUGAAGAGGCCCAAAAAGCCAUUCAGCAACUCUUUGGUAAGAUUAAAGAUAUCAAAGACAAGGCGGAAAAAUCAGAGCAAAUGGUUAAAGAAAUCACACGAGAUAUCAAGCAACUAGAUCAUGCCAAGCGGCAUCUGACCACCUCCAUCACUACCCUCAAUCACCUACACAUGCUGGCAGGGGGUGUGGAUUCACUUGAGGCUAUGACCAGGAGGAGACAGUACGGGGAAGUUGCCAAUCUCCUGCAAGGUGUUGUGAAUGUGUUAGAGCACUUCAACAAAUAUAUGGGGAUUUCACAGAUACGACAGCUUUCCGAAAGGGUAAAGGCUGCCCAAAAUGAGUUAGGACAACAAAUCUUGGCAGAUUUUGAAGAAGCUUUUCCUUCCCAGGGCACAAAGAGGCCUGGCGGACCCAGCAAUGUCCUCCGUGAUGCAUGUCUAGUUGCUAACGUCUUAGAUCCCAGAAUCAAACAGGAAAUCAUCAAGAAAUUUAUUAAACAACACCUCUCGGAAUACCUGGUACUUUUCCAGGAAAACCAAGACGUCGCCUGGCUAGAUAAAAUUGACAGACGCUAUGCUUGGAUUAAACGUCAGCUGAUGGACUACGAGGAAAAGUACGGGCGUAUGUUUCCGCAGGAGUGGUGCAUGACGGAGCGUAUCGCCGUUGAGUUCUGCCAUGUUACGAGGACAGAGCUUGCUAAGAUCAUGCGCACAAGAGCUAAAGAGAUUGAGGUGAAAUUGCUUUUGUUUGCCAUUCAGAGAACGACCAACUUCGAAGGGCUGAUGGCUAAACGCUUCUCGGGGUGCACUCUGGCUGACGGGACCGUGAAAAAGGCAGAGCUGCCACCUCCCUCCACCAACCCAUUUCUGGAAGAUGAAAGUGGGACAGAGACAGACGAAACUGUGAUAGAGAAAGGCGAUAUAGAUAGACCCAAGAAGCCGAAGGCCCCGGACAACCCAUUUCAUGGCAUCAUUUCCAAGUGCUUUGAACCUCACCUCUAUGUGUAUAUUGAGUCCCAGGACAAAAAUCUUGGCGAGCUGAUUGACAGAUUUGUCGCUGAUUUCAAAGCUCAAGGGCCUCCCAAGCCAAAUGUGGAUGAAGGGGGAGCUGUCCUGCCCAGCUGUGCUGACCUCUUUGUCUAUUACAAGAAGUGCAUGGUGCAGUGUUCGCAGCUUAGCACUGGCGAACCCAUGAUAGCAUUGACCACCAUAUUUCAGAAGUACCUCCGGGAAUAUGCCUGGAAAAUUCUCUCUGGAAACCUGCCCAAAACAACAAGCAGCAGUGGUGGACUGACCAUCACCAGCCUGCUGAAAGAAAAGGAGGGCUCGGAAGUGGCUAAGUUUACUGUAGAAGAACUCUGUCUCAUCUGUAGCAUCCUGAGCACGGCAGAGUACUGCUUGGCAACAACCCAACAGCUUGAAGAAAAACUCAAAGAAAAAGUGGACGCAAGUCUCAUGGAACGAAUCAACCUGACAGGAGAGAUGGAUACAUUCAGCAUCGUGAUCUCAAACAGCAUACAGCUGUUAGUGCAGGACUUGGACGCAGCCUGUGACCCGGCCCUUACCGCUAUGAGCAAGAUGCAGUGGCAGAAUGUGGAGCAUGUUGGCGACCAGAGUCCUUAUGUCACGUCCGUUAUUCUUCAUAUUAAGCAGAAUGUUCCCAUCAUCCGUGACAAUCUGGCCUCCACGAGAAAAUACUUCACUCAGUUCUGCAUUAAAUUUGCAAACUCCUUCAUUCCCAAGUUCAUCAACCACCUAUUCAAGUGCAAACCGAUUAGCAUGGUGGGGGCAGAACAGCUGCUGUUGGACACUCACUCUCUGAAGAUGGUUCUCUUGGAUCUGCCUUCCAUUGGGUCCCAGGUGGUGAGGAAGGCUCCUGCCAGCUACACAAAGAUAGUGGUGAAAGGCAUGACGCGGGCGGAAAUGAUCCUGAAGGUGGUUAUGGCCCCUCAUGAGCCCCCCGUUGUGUUUGUUGACAAUUACAUCAAACUCCUUGCUGAUUGCAGCACAGAUACUUUCCAGAAGAUACUAGACAUGAAGGGCCUAAAGAGAAGUGAGCAAAGCAGCAUGUUGGAACUGUUCCGCCAGAGGCUGCCUGCCCCUCCCUCUGGGGUAGAGAACACCAGCUCCAUGUCCCUGACGGCGCCCACACCUGAGCAGGAGUCCUCACGAAUACGAAAACUGGAGAAACUCAUCAAAAAGAGACUGUAGAUGAACAGAAGCAACAUCUGCCGCCCCCCCCCCCCCCCCCCCCCCAGCAACUUUGGCCAGGUCUUGUGCAGGCUCCUCGUUAUCCUACACUACGUCACUGAAAAAUAGCUGCCGAAUCAAUGCCACGCCCUGAGACGCAUUAACCGUAUUGCUCUGAAUGAGAAGCAGCAUGAUUUUGGCAAGGGAUGAAUGCUUCCCAGGGCUCUGUGCCCUUGGGAUAGAUUAGCCGAGUGAAACCUGUCUCACUGGGGCUUCUCCAUGCCUAUGGCUUGGAGGAGAUGCAGUGAGUUGAAAAUGGUUUGACUGAAUUACAUCCAAGGUUCGCCUGCUGCUCACACCAUGCUAGUCGCUCAGCGUCUAGCUGCAGUUCCCAUUUGGGGUCUCCCAAUGUGGCGUGUUGGACUCUGCCCUGAAAGUGACAAGACGACAUUCCUUCCCCAUCAUAGAGCUGCUUGUUUCUUUAAAAAUAAGAUUCCCUUAAAUCGCUGGCCUCUGGCCCCUAGGACUCUACCAAGCUCCUUCUAAAUGCCCAGGACAGGACACUGCAACAUCUCCCCUGUGCUCUGAGGGCAGUACCGUGUGCUGAAGCUGUCAGUAAAACAGCAAGGAGAACCCUCUGUGGGAAGCAAGGAGGGGGCGAAAUCACUGCAUUCACCAGUCAAAUCACACCUUACUGCUAACAAGCCAGCGGUCUCUGUUGCUUUUGCUGCUUUAAGGCCAAAUUCUACAUCUGCUGAAGCAGUCUCCAACGUCUCAUUAUUUUCUCACGUGCACUGGGCUACCCCGCCCUCUCCAACCCACACUACACCUCUCCCUCUCCUCCACAAAGGGCUGUUCAUGGAAUAAGCCCUUGGAAGCCAAGCAUCAAAUGGCACUAUCCCCCCAUGCUUGUGGCCUCCUGUUUCAUGCCAGCUGGAGCCCAGAAUGUGGGUGUGCCACUUUGGCACCAUCGCUGCCCUGAAGGCAGAGCCGCUGGAAAUGUUAGUUUUAAUUAUAGGCCUGCUGCUUCCAGGAUUUCUUCACAGGAUGGAACUCUCUCAUUGGCUUUAAACGUAAAGGACCUGGUUCUCCUCUCGCUUACGCUGCUGCAACUUGGACUGAGUGGCUCCAGAUUUGUACUGGAAUAUCUGAGGGAAGCAUUGGGCCCCAAAUCUCACAACACAGCUUGUUUUAAAGUAACCGGAAUUGCAAUCCAGUUCCCAUUGGAGUCAGCAAGAAGGUGCUCCUUGAUUUCAGUAAUAGCAGGAUUUGGGUUGAUGGAUCUAAAUUGUAAAGUGUUUGUGUGAAAAGUGCUCAUCUUGGCACAUGCUUGCCUGAGAAGCCUUAACUGAGUGACACAAUCCCCUCAUUAUCCCCACUGGAUUUCUUCCCAAACCCCCUGGCAACCUCUCCAUGUGGUUCUAAAGGUGUGUUUCAGACCAGCUGAUGAUACAAGACCACAGGGAUUUUGAUGGUGGGAGAGUUCAUGUGCAGCUUCCGUAUUGUAAUCCAUGCUUUCCUACCCAAUCUGCAGGAGGCACGUGCAUUCAGUGUUUGUGUCAGGUGAGGAGUCACUGCAGCUGACUAGCAAUGGUCUCAGGAGAAUCACACUCCCACGGCACAUCUGGCUUGCUUCUAAUUCUAGUAUUGAUUUGGGGGCCACUGUAGAUCCAGGUUGGUUAGUGUUUGCAGCCACUGUUCAGGGAUCUGUAGUUCACUUGAGGGAGAGGGAGAGAACACUCCAGAUCAAGUACAGAUUUAUUUUAACCAAACUCCACACACACAAAGCUAUGUCUAAAAUUAAAAACCCUGCAGAGUUUCAGUGACACUCGGGAGUGGGGGGCACCAAAUGAGAAAUGUCCUUAUUGAGACUAAAAAUCUGGCCUGACAGUAGCUUCAUGUUCAUCUUUUUUGCACUGUCCUGUCCUCUCUUGCACCUGCUCCUUCCCAUGUGCGGAGGGAGGGAAGGAGGGACGGAUGCGCGCGCGCACACACACACACACGAUUUGUUUAAAUCCUGUUACAAGUAGGAUCUGUUAGAAGCUGGAUGUAAUAAAAUAACCUGAACCAAACUCUGGUCAAAUAACUGAUAAUGGUUGCAAUAUGUGCAAUAUUCUGCAUUUCCUUUACUGAGAGCUUAUUUGAUGGAUGCUACAUGAAGAUAACUAUUCAUGUUACUAAGCAUUAACACUCCUGUCCCUCCUCGAAAGACCUUUAUUGAUGUCUAGGUCUUGAACAAAUCUAAUAUUUAUGCUCCAUCCCUGCCUUGUUUCCUUUGCCAUAAUUUGCUAAUUUUCAGCAUGUGGUAAUGCAAGCUGCUGAAGUUCCUACCUUCUCUAUAUCUGGCUCAUUCCCAGCAUUCAGUGGUUGGGGUGACCCUGUCCUGUCACAGGUUUUUAAAAGUGGAAUCAGAGAUGAAUGUUUUGGAAAAGGUCCCAUAACUUUCUUUCACUUCCCUUUAACGUCCAAGUAUCAUUCUCGUAUGAUUAUAGGCCUGCUUUGAACAGUUCUGUUGGAAUAAGAAAUUUUGCCUUUUUUUUUUGUACUGGCAAAUAAUACAUUAAGCCUGCAUUUUCCAAAGUCAUUGGUGAUUUUUGGAUUUCUGACUUGAGACACCUUCAGUGGCCCUGAUUUUCAGAAGUUGUAUGUUUAGUGGCCCUGUUAAGGUGACUCAAGUCAGGCACCCAAUCACUAGUCAUUUUUGAAAACAUAGGCUCCAGUGUUUUCCCUUAUCAGCCCCGUGUGAGUGGGACAGUAGAUUCUGUGCCUGGGCUGGUAAUGAUAAUAGUGAUUUUUCCAAGACUGAUAAAUCAGCCUGUGUCCUAAUAGUUUAUGAACCGAUAGACUGAUUACAGUAGAAUUGGGAAAUCAGCAGAUAAAAUCAUUUGUAUCUGACCAAAACUGUUAAAAUAAGAACUGACACUUAAAUGAGAGUUGAGAUAUUGUAACACCUACAUUAACCUUGUCUACACCAGGAAAUCUUUACAAAAAACUCCUACCAUUGAAACGGGUUCGAAUGGUGUGCUGGUGUUAAAAUGCUGGGAGUCCUAGAGUAGGCAGCUGUUGGAGGCAGCCGGACAUGUACACUGGGGAGUCCUGUAUCGCUAAGCAUGCACCUGAAACAGUGUUAGUGGGAGGAAUUUUUGUCAACUUGGCUAAAAGGAGUGACUACAAGCUCGUUAUGUGAACUUCUGAAACCUUAUCAGAAAGCCUGUUGUUGGAUCACACCACUUCCCCUAGGUGCCGAUUAUUGUUUCUGACACUUCUGCUAGUUUUACAACCUGCAUUCUCAGGGAGUGGUGUUUGCACUUCAUACUGAUCAGUUUACAAAAGACAACCUAAGAAAAGAGGGUGUGUAGUCUGUCUUUCCUGAAGAACAAAUAAUUAAACCCAACAUGGGUUAUUAAUAGUUAUUACCAAAUGCAGUAGCCAAGCCCUAUGGGAAUGCAGGUUGUUUGCAUAGAUUCAUUAUCUGCGUGCUGGACUAGUAACUUCACUUUAAAUUAUUUUUUUCCUCACAAUGAAAAUUAGCAAUAGUGUGGUCAGUGCUGUAAUAUACUGUGUAGGGAUGAAAUCUGAACUAUUUCCAUGUUUCUUUACCCAGAAGACUCCUAAAUUGUCGAUCUCUGCCAUUCAGAAUUCUAGAGAUAAAAGGAAAGGUUAAUAAAGAAAAUCAGAAGAAUGUUAGAAACCCAGGUGCAUUGAAUUGUACCCGGUAAAGGACAUGUUUGCAUUUGUCUUCCUUGAUUUGAAAUGUUCUUCUCUUGUUCUUGUGUAUUUCUCAGAGUGGACGCUUCUGAAAGUGUAAGUGUCAGCUGGUUGAGUUGUACAUUUUCUGAGGAUAAAGGAAUUGUGUUUCUGUAUAAAAUAUCUUCUUAAGUUUUCUGUCCAGGAAGUAAUUUCUUGAUGUCUAUUGGAGUGUGACACUAAAGCUAAUUAAAUCAUUACUAAUGACCCUC
Molecule: messenger RNA, 6434 nt
Organism: Malaclemys terrapin pileata
Lineage: Eukaryota; Metazoa; Chordata; Testudines; Emydidae
Gene: VPS53
Product: VPS53 subunit of GARP complex
Exons: 22
Coding region: 1-2496 (831 amino acids)
Biological process (GO): retrograde transport, endosome to Golgi
Cellular component (GO): GARP complex
Source: RefSeq, a predicted model, not a curated record